Molecule: messenger RNA, 2668 nt
Organism: Megalobrama amblycephala (Wuchang bream)
Lineage: Eukaryota; Metazoa; Chordata; Actinopteri; Cypriniformes; Xenocyprididae
Gene: map7b
Product: microtubule-associated protein 7b
Exons: 19
Coding region: 257-2626 (789 amino acids)
Biological process (GO): microtubule cytoskeleton organization
Cellular component (GO): microtubule cytoskeleton
Source: RefSeq, a predicted model, not a curated record
AGGCUUAAGGAGGAAGAGAGCUGGCCGUUUCUGUGGAUUACAGGAGCGUCAGUAAGCUGGGACUGGACUGGAAGGAGUUUUGGCUCAUCUUUCUCUUUCCUUUCAAUCUGUCUUGCCGCAUCUUGCAGCUCUUGCUGUGUCCGUCACUCUUCCUACUGCAUGCCGUAUCAUCUGAGAGCAUUCAGAGGAGAUGUGUGGGGUGUUAGCUGUUAGCAGCACUGGGUACUGAGAGAGAGACAGAGGAGAAGAGGGGAGAAUGCCGGCCCCCCUCAGGAUGAGGAGGGGGGCCUGCAGGUCGGCUAUCCCGUCUCUCUCCACCAUCGCUGAGGAAGAGGAGGGACAGCGCAGUCGCAAGAGACGAAGGAAAGGAGGAGGCUCUGACUACCUUCUCAGAGCAGAUGAGAAGUCGUCAUGGAGUCGACCGGACUCGUCUGCGUCUGGACAGUACACCUACACCAUUCCCAGCCCUACAGAGAUACACAUCGUAACCAGACCAGAGCCUUUCAUGCAGAAGAUCGAUGAAAGGCAGAGACUCGCCCGUGAACGGAGGGAGGAGCUGGAGAAGCAGAAUGCUGCACGGGGCUCCAAGUGGUUGGAGAGGGAGGAGAGAGCCCGACAGUUUCAUGAGAGACAGCUGGAGGAGCGCAAGAAGAGGCUGGAGGAACAGCGAGUGAAGGAGGAGAGGAGACGAGCUGCUGUGGAGGAGAAACGACGGCAGAAACUGGAGGAGGAGAAGGCACGGUAUGAGGCUGUUAUCAGGAGGACCAUGGAGAGGAGUCAGAGAGCCAGGCCAAAGUCGAACCGCUGGAGCUGGGGAGGAACGCUUUCUGCUAGCACCUCUCACAACAGCGAUGCUGAAAGAAGGUCAGUCUCCACUAUGAAUCUGUCCAAACACACAGAUCCAGUCAUUUCCAAACGCCUGUCAUCUUCCUCAGCCACCUUGCUGAAUUCACAAGAUAGAGCCUUACAGAAGCAGACAUCUCUCUCGUCAUCUUGCUUGAUUAAAAAAACACUAUCUAAAUCCCAAAUAUCCAGAGAGAAGAUCCCUCAGGACAAACCAGCAGGUACGCGUCGCUUGCCUCUUACCCCAUGGGAGAAUACAGUGGUCAAUCGACUACAGACACCAACACACUCCUACCUGGCCAGGAGUCGUAGCGCCAUGUCUUUGUCUGGAGAAGCAGUGACCCCCGUUUGUCCUCGCUCAGCUUCCUGUCACCCAAUGAGUUCCAUGUCCUUCAAGUCCAUCCAGUCACGCAGCGCCGAGCGACCAAUCAAAGCAGGCCCUAAUUUUGAGAGACCAGUCAGAGCAGGGUUCAUCCCUUCGGACGGCAGCGCUCGCAGAAAGACGACCCAGAAUAUCCUGAUUGACAGAAAGGAUAAGGACUAUGUGAGGAAGUCAUGGAGUAACCUGUCAUAUCCCACUCCCAGUCUGAGCCUGUUCACACCCAAGAGAUCUCCCUCACCUGUCAGUCAGCGCAGCAGGGCCACCAAUCCAUCCCCCAACAGGGGCUCUACUGCUAAACCCUCUCAGAAGACACCUAACCCCAAAAAGUCCAGGUCUCCACCUCCCCCAGCAUCAGUACCGCUGUCUCCCAGUAACCCGUCCUUAUUGCCAGGCAAUCUCAGGCCCAACAGAGUGACAUCAGAGAGCCCGAGAGUUACCCCAGAAAGAGAGGGGGCCAAAAAAGAGGACGUUGAACCUCCUAAAAUUGAGCCAGAGACUCCUGCAACUAAACCAGAGCCUUCCGCUGAAGGUUCUGGAAGUUCUCCAACAGCACGGCCCUCCGCAGGCACAACAGAUCCUGAGGAGGCAUCUCGUCUGCUGGCUGAGAAACGACGGCAGGCCAGAGAACAGAGAGAAAGAGAAGAGGAGGAGAAGAGACAACAGGAAGAGGCUGAAAGGCGCAGCAGGGAGGAGAUGGCCCGGAGGAAAGCAGAGGAGCGAGCGAAGAGAGAGGAGGAGGCACAGCGGCAGGCAGAAGAGAAGAAGAGACGAGAGGAGGAGGAGAAGCGAUUAGAUGAGGAGAGAGCACAGAGGGAGAGGGAGGAAGCUGAACGCCUGCAGAGACAGAAAGAAGAAGAAGAGGCUCGCCAGAAAGAAGAAGCAGAGCGUUUACGUCUGGAGAGAGAGAAACACUUCCAGAAAGAGGAGGCUGAGAGAAUGGAGAGGAAGAAGCGCCUUGAGGAAAUUAUGAAACGCACACGCCGAUCUGAUCAGAAAACCACCCCACAGAGAAAUGGCGACGUCAGCCAGCAGAGCGGACAGGAUUCAGCGAUUUCAAUAUCCAGCAGUCCCUCAGUGAGUGUGUCGGCCCCUCAGGCUCCGGAGACAUCCGAGACCGUACGCAGUGACAGUAACGGACACUCGGACCCCAGCUUCACUACACCCAUACUGCCCACAUCAGGUCACAGUGUGGCUGCCCAACUUAGAGAAAAUGGCGCUGUCACAGAAGCCUUCGAGGAGGUCAUAGAGGUUCCAAUGGCGAACAAACUGUCCCGUCAAGAUGGAGAUGGAGAGGAAAUGGAAAAUGAGGAGGAGGAGAAGAGGAAGGUUCCCCUGUUGGCUUUCAGAGAGAACGGCAGCACACAUGACGUGAGUGAACAGGAGGAGAACCCGGCACAGUAGAGUUCAGAUGUAUGAACAUUUAUAAUUGUGGAAGUGCAACUU